Molecule: messenger RNA, 2157 nt
Organism: Micromonas commoda
Lineage: Eukaryota; Viridiplantae; Chlorophyta; Mamiellophyceae; Mamiellales; Mamiellaceae
Exons: 1
Coding region: 1-1857 (618 amino acids)
Biological process (GO): protein folding
Cellular component (GO): endoplasmic reticulum
Molecular function (GO): protein disulfide isomerase activity
Source: RefSeq, a predicted model, not a curated record
AUGAAGAGAUUGUCAUUCAUCAACCGCGGCGCCGACGACGACGAGCCCGGGCGCGCGUGGCCCAUGGCGACCCGCGAAAGCCGUCGAUCCUCAUGGAGGGCGCUCCUCCUCGUCCCGCUCCUCGUCGCGGCGCUCGUCCUCGGCGCGCCCGCCGCCGCCGACGACGACGACGACGCGGAGGAGUUCACGACGGCGCAGUUUCUCGCCCCAACCGACGGAUCGCUGGUGACGUUCGACCCGUCCACCCUCUUCGGCGCCCUCGUCAACCACACCGUCGUCGUCGCCUUCACCGUGGAGUGGUGCGCGUUGUGUACGGGGUACGUGCCGGAGUUUGCGCGCGUCGCCGCCGCGUUCGCAAACGCAAACGCCACGGACGACGGCCUUACAUUGCCGGGAGAUGACGACGAUGAUGAAUCCGGCGAGGCAGAGGAAACAUCGCGACGACGACGACGAUCCCGCCAUCCCGAUCCCGGAUCCUCCUCCCAUAAAAAACUCGUCUUCGGGACGGUCGACGCCGAGACGCACAAGCGCCUCGCCGCAACCUUCGGCGUCACCAACGCACCGUACGUCGCGCUGCUCCGCAACGACGACUGGUACGAUCGCGACACCGGGGUGCCGCACGCGCCCGCUCCUCGGUUCGGCGGAUAUCUCGCCUUCGCGCCCACGGUGGAGUGGCUCAACGCACAUUUGGGAACGGACGUGCACGCCAAACCCAUCGUCGCCGACCUGAGCACGGAGACGAUCGACGCGUACGUGGCUGACCCGAACGCGGACGUCUUGGUGCAGUUCUACGCGCCGUGGUGCGGGCACUGCAAACAGUUUGCCAAAUUCUACCACGAGAUCGGCGCGCAUUUUUCGGCAGAUCCGACGGUGAAGAUCGCGAGGCUGGACGUGGACGCGCACCGCGCCGCGGCGGAUGCGUACGGCGUCACCGGGCUCCCUUCCCUGCAGCUGUUCCCGCGCGGGUACAAGCGGCGCGGCCUGCACUUUCGGGGUUCCGAGCGAACGCCCGCGAGGAUAAUCUCCUUUGUCAAAUCGCCGCAGGUGUACCUGGUGGACGCGACGGUGACGGACAUGCCGGAGUGGGACUGCGUGCUGUGGCUGGAGAGCCGCGGGGUGUUGGGACGCGGUGAGAUCAGCGGUAGGUUCGGCCUCACGCCGGAACAUCUGCGGGCGUUCGAAUCCGUGGCGAGGGACGGAACAAAAGGCGAAGGCGACACGGCUGACGGAAAAAACACAACUGGCGACACAUCCAACACAGCUGGCGACACAUCGGACGGAGGGACCACCCGUCGCGUAUCGUACGACGACAUCGAUUCCGCCGCGGACGCCGACGACGCCGCGCGCGCGAUGAUCGCCGCCGCGCAUUCGUGGGCCGGUCGUUCGCGUUGGCUCGAGACGAUGGAGAUCUUGACCUGCGUCUCGCACACCCCGGCGCUUCGUCGCACCGGGAUCGGAUCUUCGCCGGCGAUGUGGAACUUUUUGGACAACGCGAAGCUACACGUGGAGGACCCUUCGCUGGCGGGCGACUCGGCGGACGACUCAGGGUUGGACGGGGAGGAUUGGGACGACGGGGAGGAUGGGGGCGCGACGGGUUUCGCCGAGGCGGUGGCCAAGGCGGAGGCGGCGGCGAAGAGGCUCGAAGACGGCGAGGACGGCAAAGAAGACGGCAAAGAAGACGGCGUAGAAGACGGAUCGGCAUCGUUUGACUGGCACGCGUGGGAGGAGUUCACCGCGAGACGGGUCGGGGACAGCGCGGGGGAACACCGCGAGCUCGCGACGGAGGAGUUUGACGAUCCGGAGGAUGGGGUGGACGAGGGACCGACAGAGACCGACGAGACGCGAGACGAGCUGUGACGAGGGCGCAGACGUGUGUGUGUGUCGUUCUAUACGAAGGAACCUUACGAAGGUGACACUUGGCCGGAAUUGGGAUUUCCCCCGCAGGCUUCUUAUUUUUCUACCUUCGUGCCUUCGUACCUUCGAAGGUACGAAGGAACCCUAGAGGCACCCGACGACCAUGGAACACCACCACGCGCACGAGACCGUGGCGUGGAGGUCGGAGUCCACGAAGGUGCUGCGCCACCUCUGGGACAUCCGCCCGGCUAAUUUCCACCGAAAGGAGCGAGUCCUUGUGGGGGCAUUACACUUAAAACCCUG